AUGAAAUACUUGGCUGCUUACUUGUUGUUGUUGCAGGGUGGUAACGACGCCCCAUCCGCCGCUGAUAUCAAGUCUUUGAUUGAGUCUGUUGGUGUUGAGGUUGAGGAUGCUAAGAUCUCCACCUUGUUGGCUUCCUUGGAGGGCAAGUCCAUUGAGGAGUUGAUUGCUGAGGGUCAGAAGAAGUUCGCUUCCGUUCCAGCUGGCGGUGCUGCCCCAGCUGGCGGUGCUUCUGCUGCUGCUGGUGCUUCUGAGGCUGCCGCUGAGGAGGCCAAGGAGGAGGCCAAGGAGGAGUCCGACGACGACAUGGGCUUCGGUUUGUUCGAUUAA
This is a messenger RNA of Eremothecium gossypii ATCC 10895, 327 nucleotides long. RefSeq names its product ribosomal protein P2 (gene RPP2B). Bases 1 to 327 code for a protein of 108 amino acids. NCBI's taxonomy places the organism in Eukaryota, Fungi, Ascomycota, Saccharomycetes, Saccharomycetales, Saccharomycetaceae. The record is from RefSeq and is marked provisional. Gene Ontology annotation, biological process: cytoplasmic translational elongation. The transcript has a single exon. Gene Ontology annotation, molecular function: structural constituent of ribosome. Gene Ontology annotation, cellular component: cytosolic large ribosomal subunit; ribosome.